UUAAGACGCGCAUGGUCGUCAUAAACAAAGCACAAGAGAUGACCAUGGCCGCUCUCUCCGUGCUCAACUGCCUCCUCAAGACCGUUCAAGCAGCACGGGCUAACGACGACGCGCACGUGUGGAUGCCGGCCUCCUCCUUCCCCGACGAGCUCCGCGACCUUGGCGUCGCUGCGCUGAUCCGCGACGACGCCGAGGCCACGGCGCUCGCGUCCGCCGACUUUGGCAACGUGUCGGUCGCGCCGCCGCCGGCGGCUGUGCUCUAUCCCUCGUGCCCUGCUGAUAUCGCCGCGCUGCUGCGCGCCUCGUGCGCACGUCCGUCACCGUUCCCGGUGUCCGCCCGGGGAUGCGGCCACUCCGUCCGUGGCCAGGCGGGCGCGCCCGGCGGCGUCGUCGUUGACAUGCCGUCGCUCGGACAGCUCGGUGGAGGCUCCACUUCGGGCCGCCUCUCCGUGUCGGUCGAAGGCCAAUACAUAGACGCCGGAGGCGAGCAGCUGUGGGUGGACGUGCUGCACUCCGCGCUUGCGCACGGCCUAACGCCGCGUUCGUGGACCGACUACCUCCACCUCACCGUCGGUGGCACGCUCUCCAACGCCGGCAUCAGCGGCCAGGCCUUUCGCCACGGACCCCAGAUAUCCAACGUCCAAGAACUCGACGUCAUCACCGGAUCUGGGGAGAUGGUGACGUGUUCGAAGGAAAAGGACGGCGACCUGUUCGACGCCGUGCUGGGCGGGCUGGGGCAGUUCGGCGUCAUAACGCGGGCGCGCAUACCGCUCGUGCCAGCGCCGACGAGGGCGCGCUGGGUGCGCCUCCUGUACACGGGAGCCGCCGCACUCACCGGCGACCAGGAGCGCCUCAUAGACGUCGAGUGUGGCGGCACGGUGUCCGGGCUCAUGGACUACGUCGAGGGCACGGUCCUUGCGGACAAGGGCCUAAUCGGGAGCUGGCGCUCCCUGUCGCCUUCGUCAUCGUCUUCGUCCUUCUUCUCGGAGCCCGACGUCGCGGCGCGCGUCGCCAAGCUCGCGGAAGAGGCAGGCGGCGUCCUCUACUGCCUUGAGGGAGCGCUGUACUACGGCGGCGCAGCCGGCGGCGAGUCCGACGUUGAUAAGAAGCUGGAGGUACUGCUGCGGGAGCUGCGGUACGCGCGGGGCUUCGCGUCCGUGCAGGACGUGUCGUACGUGGGGUUCCUGGACCGUGUGCGCGACGGCGAGCUCAAGCUCCGCGCCGUCGGCCUGUGGGACGUGCCGCACCCCUGGCUCAACCUCUUCCUUCCGCGCUCCCGCGUCCUCGACUUCGCCGCCGGUGUUUUCCACGACAUCCUCCGCCGUGGCGCCACCGGUGCCAUGGGCCCCGUCCUCCUCUACCCCAUGAACCGGAACAGGUGGGACAGCGAGACGUCGGCGGUGUUCCCAGAGGAGGAGGAGGAGGUGUUUUACACAGUUGGGAUCCUCCGGUCGGCCGUGUCCGAUGGCGAUCUUGGGCGCCUGGAGGAGCAGAACGAGGAGAUCUUACGAUUCUGCGAGGAGGCCGGGAUAUCGUGCGUGCAGUACCUACCGUACUACGCCGACCAGACCGGUUGGCAGAAGAAGCACUUUGGUCCAGCCAAGUGGGCCAGAUUCAUGGAGCGGAAGAGAAAGUAUGAUCCCAAGGCGAUCCUCUCCCGUGGUCAGAGAAUUUUCACGGCCCCGCUGGCUUGAUCGCGAAGCACUCAUGCAUGCUUGCCCAGUUGCAUGGCCCCGUAUGCCCCGUCAAGAGAUGCGCAUUCUCGAGGAAAUGGUUUGAGUUUACAUCAUGUUAGAUGCUGGUCUAUUACUAAUUUUGCUGAUGAUAUUUCAUGGGAGGAGUUUGUGAUCAAACAUGAAUGUAAGAUAGUCUGCAUAAUGAAGCAUAUAAA
Aegilops tauschii subsp. strangulata is the source of this 1891-nucleotide messenger RNA. Its product is annotated as cytokinin dehydrogenase 2-like. The record is from RefSeq and is a predicted model, not a curated record. Gene Ontology annotation, biological process: cytokinin metabolic process. Lineage: Eukaryota; Viridiplantae; Streptophyta; Magnoliopsida; Poales; Poaceae. Gene Ontology annotation, molecular function: cytokinin dehydrogenase activity; FAD binding.